AUGGCGGACCAUGUCAAGGGAUGCGGGGAACCCGGCGGUGGGGAGGCAGACGGCCUGCGGACUGGCAGAAGUCGAUUCACUUGGGGAAGGCGGACGAAUCAGGACUUCAGCCGUCCACGACAGAGUUCAGGCCAACAAGCGGAGGUGUCAAAUGCAGACGGCGCAAAUUCCGCGGACGCGCGACAGGAAGGGUCGGAGUCUAAAGCUGCAACCUGCACAAACAAACGAGUAAACUGGGAACACCCGUAUCUCGGCCCAGAUGGCGUCACAUACCUUCCUUCCAUUAGUGACGCAUCGAAUCCCAGGGCCACGAUGAUCGUGAGCCACAGUGCGGCCCAUCCAUCGUAUGGACCAGAUCCCCGUCUGCUUCAGCCAGAGGACAUUCGUUUCCUUACGCAGGCUGUGACAUCGUUGUACGCCGAUCAGAUCCGGCCCUACCAGAGCGAGGUCGUGAGGCGCCUCAAGCUGUUCGAGCCAAGCACACUGGUUACAAAGAAUGCCUUGCAUUUCUUCCGCAUUCUAACGGACAUCUUCAUAGUCGAGAAGACGAACCACUCCCGUAUGGUGGUGUAUCUCAAGGACAAGCCAUCGUGGUUCGAAGGAUGGAUAGAUCCAAAGAGUGAAGAGGAUCCCUACCCGCGAUCUGUCUGGAUAGAGCUGGAGGACUACCUGACGGUCCUCUCGCUCGUCGCAACAAUCCUACACGAGCUGAACAGCCCGAACCACAUGCCCCCUCUGCAACUGGAUGAGGAUACAUCUGGCGACGAACGAUAUGGAGACCUCCCUCAAUCGUCUUCCGGAGUAGAUCCGUUCACGAGCGUUCUGCUCCGAAAGCUGCGAAGGCUGCUACGGAGAGGCUGGCAGCAAGACCGAUCACGCCGUCCUGUGCUUGCGGGGAGCAGUGGGACAAGGCUGUCGCCCGCGUUGUUGGAGGAGAAGUCGCAGUCGUCAUCGGUUAGUGUGGGAUGCCGAAGCACUUUCCUCGAGAAAGCGUGUCAGCAAGCACGCCUUGCACGGCCAGUAACGCCCUCUGACGCACAGGGGGGUUCCCUCACUUGCACGCCGGAAGGGACCCCGAAGCACUCCCCUCACGAUGAUUUCCUACACUCGCCACCUUUGCCUUUGUCUCCGAAGCCUCAAGAGUUGAGAGCAGCGCCGUCAUUCAACGCCAUGUUUGCUGCAUCGCCAAACUUUUUCCUAGCACUGGCAGUCGCUGCCGACGAAGCUAUCCGCUUUGCUGCUACGGUCGAUUCCAGCCGGUGCUCGCAAGAUGCAAAUGAAGUUCCUACCUCUGCAGGCACAGACAGGUUGCCCUCCAGUUUAUCUGAAGCGCAUCAGUCCCAUCAGAACAGGAGCACCGUAAACGAAAGGCACCGAAGUUCAGGGAUUGCAGGGGAGCAGCCUUGCUCGUCUCAAUCCUCACCUGGUUCUCGAGUGUCGACAUUAAGCGACCGCCAACUUAAGCAGGAACAAGCUAUAAGCGUCCUGGUUCGCAGUGUCUUUCUGGAGGCGUACAAUGCGGCUCAAGUGGAGGAUGGAGAGCGUCAGGGCCGGCUGGGGGAGAACCGAGAGACAAAUGGAACAGGCAAGCAGACCCAAGAGGAAAAUACUGGAGACGCGCCCGCAACGCCAAUUUGGCCGAAACCCAAGACGCCUGCAAUUUUGUCUGUGGCCGAAAAGCCCGGCGUUUCAAGUGGCAAGGAGAGCACUGGUGCCUGGAAGGGCGGGGAACUCGGGGGGUCAGAAGUCCAGCCUUCAGGGGAUAUCCAUCCACCCACAGAAGGGGAGAGCGGUCUCAGGGGAAACACGUCAACGACUUAUGCGUCUUCUAUUUCUCAAGGUCUUGAGCACAGCCGCCUUGGCGAGGCUGCGGGUGUGCGUGCGUGUGGCGCGCCGCUGGAGCAGGCGCCAACGUCUUUGACCUCGCCGUGUUCUUCUCCUUCGUCAGUAAUGAGUGCAUCUCCCCUGACAGGCCCGCAAAACAUUUCGUCACCUCCCACCUGCGCGGACGUCACGGCUGCGGCCGCCACUGCUCUUCCCAUAGCUCGUGGUGUCGCUCUCCGUAUUCGCAUUGCUCUUGCAAAAGGAGACGCGCCGGACCACUUUGCAGGCGGUCGCUAUGGAUGCGCUCUGUCUCUGAAGCGGCAUGGACCUGUCAGCGUCAGGUCAUUUACCCUUGGUUGCCUUUGCCACCUCGUCCAGCUUUCCGUUAGCCGCUGUCUCCUCCAGUAUGCUGGCGGAUUCCUUCAACCGUGCGCAUCUCGCCUCGCUGCGGCCUGGCAAAACCAACAUACUCCUCGGGACCCAAUGGUGCUGCAUGCCACGGUAGCGGCCACAGCCGCUGCAGCUCUUGCAUAUCUGGAGCUACUCCUGCAGGGAGAAAUCCCUGAGGGGAUAGAGGGACUUGAAGGUGGAGAAGAAAGCGAUUUAGAGGGGUCAGGCCUGCCUCCGUAUCUCCGCCUGGGCGAGGCUGCGCACGUCAGCCAGCCCGUGCCUAAUAAAGGGAUUUCCGGGAACAGGGACGAGUCUGCCGAGGCACAGAACCGAUCAGGCAGGCCUCAAGGCCUCACUAAAAUAAAGACGAUGGCGGAGUUAAGGUCUCUAGUCACCAACGUGCUUGCAUGCAAUCAGCGGGCCGUCCUGCUUUCCCAGUUACGCGGAAAACUCGUUGAUAUGUACGGCGCGACUCUGACACCGUCGACUUUUCAUUACUACAAGCUGUCGGAUCUCCUGCUGUGCGAGCUUAGCGACAUCUGCUCCAUUUGGUGCCAUGGCGAUCGCCAACUUGUUGUUCAUGAUGCGGCGUACCAACCUGAUCCAUCAACGUGUGCCUCCGGGCAACGCCCUACGAAGAUUACUGCUUUCUCGCUGAGUCAUCCGCCUUCAAUGCUAUCCGGCUUACAUCAGAGUGGAAGCUCUUUCCACUGUCAACAAGUCUACGGCGGGAGAGACCGGGGGCACGGUGGCGCAGGAGAUCACCGGUUCAAAGUAGGUGGCUCUCAUCCCAACCUGCCCACGACGGCGCCGACGCCGUACGCAUCUGUAGAUGAAUCCACCACGAUCUCUGAAGUGAAGGAAACGGUGCGGAUGCUAAGAGAAUCGGGGCAGCACCACCAGAUUGGACAAUGGUACAGGACGAGUCCCGGUGGGCGUCGGUACCAAAUUCCGGAUAGCUCUCCUGCACGGGGGAAGCAGCAGCCUUUCAGAAGCGGCGUUGACGCCAGAGAAUCUCUUCCCGAUCUGCCGAGGCUCUGCCUUCCUAGUCCAAAGCUUCAGCUCGACAAUAAAUUCGAGGACGAGAUGCCACCCCGUCUUUUCGCAUUUGACACUCAAAAAUGUAAAGAAGAGCUUGCCGGAGAACUCUUACACCUCCAGCUGCAACAGUUGCAACAGCGGAAGCCAGGGCCAGGCCGGGCUGAGCACCAAUCGGACCGGAUACUUCCACAGUGCACGCUGCCGUCCCGUCUGCUUACGCCGUCUUCCCCUUGCUUGUUCACUUCUCACCAGCAGAAGCGCGCGCCAGAGCCCACAACUUCCUCUUCCGCAGGGUUCCUUCCUAUCGGGGGCCGUGGGGGCGACCACGCAUAUGACUGGCUUCGAGAGACUGCAUCCGCGCCCGACAGAGACUUUAUGCAGAAUAUAGCUGAUCGCUCUGCCGCGCUGAAGGCUGAAGCCCCGGCGUCGUCGCUGUUCUCGGCGUCUUACUUGCUACUUGAAGGACUAUCCAGCUUGGUGCAAGAGGUUGCUGGAGAAAUGCGUGAUACGAAAGUGAAAGGAGAUCUGCCUGGAAUUCGACCGCAGGCAGGAAUGCAGACAGGAGUGUCACCGUGGCACGAACGGCCCUCUGGACUCGAUUCUUCCGCACGGCAUGGCCAGUCCCGAAGCUACACCGCACUGCCGCUGUCGCCUAGUUUGAGGCCUGUCAUCGCUCCGCCUGAGAAUAUUCAGUGCCGGUGGAAGUCGGCUCCGCCUGACGAUAUCGGACUCGGUAUGGGACGCGCCGCAAGCCAGCCAGCUCUGUGGGAUCGCUACGGUUUCGAUCGUGCUGACAGUCACUCGACGACUAAUAGAGGCCACGAGGGACUGCAUUAUCUCUAUGGCAGGCCAUCCGGCCCACCGUCACCUAUCGACGUGAAUCGGCAGGCAGCACAGUGGGCGGUACCCGGGACGCAAAAUGAAAUUGAAAGGAGCAUUUUCGACAUGAGCGAAACACGGACCUCCUUCUGCCUGCAUAUACCUCCCGGGAGACUUGAUGAGAUCUCCACUGGUCGGGCACAACAGCAGUUCCUGUAG
This is a messenger RNA of Besnoitia besnoiti, 4293 nucleotides long. RefSeq lists its product as uncharacterized. The record is from RefSeq and is a predicted model, not a curated record. NCBI's taxonomy places the organism in Eukaryota, Apicomplexa, Conoidasida, Eucoccidiorida, Sarcocystidae. The transcript is spliced from 8 exons. Bases 1 to 4293 code for a protein of 1430 amino acids.